Echinostoma caproni is the source of this 1167-nucleotide messenger RNA. NCBI's taxonomy places the organism in Eukaryota, Metazoa, Platyhelminthes, Trematoda, Plagiorchiida, Echinostomatidae. The record is from the annotation of a GenBank genome assembly.
GAUAUUCGUAAUGUGUUGACGGACGAAAUCCAACCUGGUUUAAAACAUUGGCAAAAAGAACAUUUUCACAAAACGUCGUUACCUCCACAAUCUUUGAAGGAGUCCAAACAAUUUGAACAAGAGUUUGAUCAAGCACAAAAACCGUGGGCAAAGCGUAUGAAAAAAGUGAACCAGUGCAAAAAGGAAUACUAUCAGGCGUGCAAAAUGGAACGAUCACUGCAGGUGCAAGUGCAAAACGCAAAAAAUGAUCCCAAUGGUACUCCAGAACAGCUGAAAAAGAUGCAGGAGAAAUGGAAGAAGGCUGAAAAAGAGGUUGAACGUACUCGAGCUUCCUACACCAGUGCUCUCAGCGGUCUGGAUGCGGACAAUCCGCGUUAUUUGGAAGAGAUGACUGCGGUUUUUUCUCGUACGCAAGAUUUCGAACGUGAACGACUAAUUUUCUUCAAAGACCUGUUUUCCAAUCUGCACCAGGCUCUGAAUGUGACCACGAAAGCGGACUUCACUGCGAUCUAUCGAGACUUGGAAGAGUCGAUCGCUCAGAUGGACAUUGAUGCCGAUUUGAACUGGUGGUCCGCGAAUCACGGUGUUGACAUGCCCGCUGUCCUGCCUCAAUUCGAGGAAUACUCACCUGAACUAACUGCGAUUAGCUCCAAAAAGCGUUCAACUGUAUCCGACACGAACAGUGGAGUUACUUUGACUGGAAUCACACCGGUUAUCUCCUCUCCCGAAGUCAUUACUAAUCGGUCAUCCCAAGCACAACCCGAGACGAAUCCUACCACGACCAGCAACGGUCCAAAUACCACAAUCCAAACUCCGUUCGACGAUGGGCUUUCUGGCUCUCCAACACCGACCACACCAGUUUGUGGACGACCAGAGGACGACGGACAAAUAGCCGCUCCACCCGGCGGCGAUACGGUGGGGCAUGACGAAAUCAGCGAUGCGGACUAUUAUGCAUCAGCAACGUACGACGACGGACGUCCGGGUAUUCCUGUACGAGCACUGUAUGAUUACACGGGACAAGAAGACGACGAAAUUAGUUUUGUGGCCGGGGACCGUUUCGAGAAACUAGAGGAGGCCGAUGAUCAGGGAUGGUGCAAAGGUCGAAAGGACGGUCGUGUUGGACUGUAUCCAGCGAAUUAUGCGGAAGAAAUUGCAUCGGCCCCGUGA